GCCCUUCUCCAGAAGACCAGCCUGUCACACGAGUCACCGCGACGAAGCUUCGGCUGGCAGUGGGAGACGGGCGGGAAGGAAGCAUGAAGCGUCGCGAUCAGACCAAAGGAGGGUGACAGUCGUAACGCCUCACCGCCGCCGCUCGGCAACCCGUUUCUACCGGCCCCGUCUCCCACACUCAGCCGCCGCCACUCUCCGACUGCCAACAUGCAGCUGCAGAGGCGGGUUUCCUAGCCAACCUUUUUUCCGCUGGCGAACCCUCCGCGGGUCGGGUGACUUGCUUGAGUGCUCUGCCUCUGAAGCCGCCAGCAGACAAAAAUCGAGGGAGUAGCCCGGCAGAGCGGAUGGUGCCGCCGCCGCCGCCCUGUUGCCGGGAAGCCUUUUGUAGCUGGCAGAGGAAAAGCGGGCCGGGCUCUCUGCUGCCGCGACUUGAAGCGCAACGUGUUGCGUUUGGUGAUUCUGCAGCUGCUCCUUCUUUCUGCUACAAUGUCUGCAGCCGCUGCCCCCUCCCAGUCACCCUCCUCUCCUGGUGCAAAGAGGUCCCCCCCCUUCUGCUGCGGCUGCUGCUUUCAGCUUAGCCAAUUCCAGAUGUUUAAUCGGAGACCUUAAAGGACCUCUAGCAGACGCGACUGCGUCCAGCCGAUUCUUUCCUGUGGCGCUUCGCUCCCUUCUCUGUUUGGCUGCGGCUGCAACUCCCCUUCUCUAACUGCUCUGCACCUUGCAGCUGCUGCAGAUGGAAAAUUCCGUGCAAGCGCCAGAAUAAUUACUCCAAACAAUUCCAUCGCUCCUCCCUUAUUUUGGGGGGUAGGUGGGUGGUGUGCAUUAUACGCAGGGGUGCAGCAGGCUCCCUUUUAGACUAAAGGGAAGAUGCAACGGGAAGGCCAGUAAACAGCGGCUUUCCAUCUGUCUUCAAUAAUCUCCAUUCAUUUUGCCGAGUCAUCCUUUGGCUCCCUCCUCAGCUUGGGACCAGGAGAGGACCUCCCUCCCCGCAAAAAACUUCAAUAAGGCUGGGACCAUCCGCGGCUCAGGAUCUUUGGCGAGGCGGCGGCGACGGCGAAGCUUUCUCCGCUGGAGGAGCCCGGUGGUGAGUGCCAUCCGCCCCGCAGCCGCUUAUGCAACACAUCAUCGAAAACCAUCCCGACAUGGCAACGGCGCUGCUAGCUGGGGAGAAACUCAAAGAGCUGAUCCUGCCCGGGCCGCAGGACGACAAGUCGGGCUCUCUGGCAGCGCUGCUGCUGCAACUCAAGCUCGAGCUGCCUUUCGACCGCGUGGUCACCAUCGGCACUGUCCUCAUCCCCAUCCUGCUGGUCACGCUGGUCUUCACCAAGAACUUUGCCGAGGAGCCAAUAUACUGUUACACACCCCACAACUUCACCCGUGACCAAGCCUUGUAUGCCAGAGGAUACUGUUGGACAGAACUAAAAGAUGCCUUGCCAGGAGUAAAUGCCAGCCAUUGGCCCUCCUUGUUUGAGCAUAAGUUCCUUCCAUAUGCCCUGCUGGCUUUUGCUGGCAUUAUGUACAUUCCGGCACUUGGCUGGGAAUUCCUAGCCUCCACCAGACUGACUUCUGAACUUAACUUUUUGCUCCAGGAGAUAGAUAACUGCUACCACCGAGCAGCUGAAGGCCGCGCACCAAAAAUAGAAAAGCAAAUCCAGUCCAAAGGCCCUGGGAUUACCGAACGAGAGAGAAGAGAAAUAAUUGAGAAUGCCGAAAAGGAAAAGAGCCCAGAGCAAAAUUUAUUUGAAAAAUACCUGGAACGGAGAGGGCGGAGUAAUUUCUUAGCCAAACUUUACCUUGCACGACAUUUGUUCAUCAUAUUUUUAAGUAUCAUCCCAAUCACGUACUUGUCCACCUAUUACGCUACACAAAAGCAAAAUGAGUUUACAUGUGCUCUGGGAGAACCUCCUGACAAAACCAGCAAUUCUAAACUGCUCAUCAGAGUGAACUGCAAGCUGCCGUCAGUUCAGCUACAGCGCAUAAUUGCUGGGGUAGACAUUGUCCUCCUCUGCUUCAUGAACCUGAUUAUUCUCAUCAAUUUAAUUCACCUCUUCAUAGUCCGCAAAUCCAACUUCAUCUUUGAUAAACUGAACAAGGUUGGCAUAAAGACUAAAAAGCAAUGGCAGAAGUCUCAGUUCUGUGAUAUCAAUAUUUUGGCUAUGUUUUGCAAUGAAAAUCGAGACCACAUCAAGUCACUAAACCGCCUGGAUUUUAUUACCAAUGAGAGUGACCUGAUGUAUGACAAUGUGGUGCGCCAGCUGCUUGCGGCGCUCGCCCAGUCGAAUCAUGACGUUACACCAACAGUGCGUGAUUCUGGGAUACAAACUAUAGAUCCCAGCAUUGAUCCUGCGGAAAUUGACCCUAAUGAACCACUGAUCAUUAAACGACCUCGGAAGAAAAUGAAAUGGAUCACAAGCAGCAAUCCUCUUCCUCAGCCAUUCAAAGAGCAGCUAGCUAUUAUGAAGGUUGAAAAUAACAAGCCUGAGAAGCCUAAGCCAGUACGUCGGAAAACGGCAGCAGACAGUCUGGCUGCACCCUUGCUAGAGUCCAGUUCAAAGAGCUCUCAGCCAUCAUCAGCCCACAAAAUUGAACCUAGCACCUUGCAUAGCACAGGUGGUGAGAAGAAGCAUACACGGCACUUUUCCUUAGACGUUCAUCCAUAUAUACUUAGCAGUAAAAAACCCAAGCCAGAGAUCCAGCCCAUUACCUCUAUGGCAACAUCCAAAAGCCAAGGAAGUGGAUUUCUAAACCAAGAUGAGAAAGUCAUAGUACAUGUCGCCUCUUCUCUCAAAGACUCUUCCCUACCUGGAAAAGAUGCUCUGUACUCUCAUGACACAUGCAGGAGUGUGCCUGCCACUGGGACUUUCCUCACCUGUAAUCACAAGCAUAUAGCAACUUCUGGUGCUGCAACAAAUGUCACCCUGGCCCAGGUCAGCAAGGUAGAACCUGUGCCUGCCCUAAACUGUAACCCUGUACACCCUCUUCUGCACAUUAAUACACUGUAUGAGGACCAUGAAGAAGAGGUGUCGAAUCUUAUAGACGAUUCUUUAGACAAUAUAAUUCCCUCACCAACAGAUGCUGGAGACAUAAUCUCCAUACCUUCUGCAAAGAAAAUCAUGUUGGCAACAUUUGAUGAGCCACUGGCAAUAGUGAACUCUGUUGAAUAUUGAAGAUCCAGAUGCUGAUAAAAGCUUGAACUUGUUGGCCCGCCUCCCAGUACCACUGUAAUGUGAACCAUACUACACCACAAAUGCUGCCCACUGCAUGAGCAUGGAGUGCUGAGAUGCAGAGCAUAGGUUUCACUAAUACUCCAAAUCGGUCGUUCAGGGUAGUGUCAUCACUGCUAUCAAUAGCUUGCAAAAUGUAAUGACAAUGGCAAUAAUGCCAACCAAAUUAUUGUAUGCUUGGAACCAAGACACAAAGCACAAAGCCAUUCACUGGAUUAAUGGAUUUAGUGUAGAUCAUGACACCGAUCCAAACAUGUCAAGUGCUUGAGCGCAUGUCACACAGUGUUUCUUAUGUAAAGCACUUACAGCCUUGAUACUCCAGCUCUCUGCAUAAAGUAACAAAACACAUACUUGUAUGAUACGUAUUACUCCAUUUUAAGAGGCAGGAGUUAAAUAGUGUUUUGUCUAUUUGAACACUAUUGAACAGUUAGUUCACAGUUGAACGCAAGCUAUGUUUUGGUUUCAUGGGUACUGGGCUUGCCAGCCCACUGGCUUAGGGGCCAACUGGACUCACACCAGCAUCCAUGCACAGAGAGUUGAAACCUGUCAGCCUGCUGCACUUAUGAACGAAAAUACCAAGAGCUACGCCCUGCCUUUUAAUCAUAUUUAUAUGUGCUGUGAGAGAUGAUGAAAACGAAGAGUUUAUUUUUUUAAGUCUA
Messenger RNA from Hemicordylus capensis (graceful crag lizard), 3883 nucleotides. RefSeq names its product pannexin 2 (gene PANX2). The transcript has 4 exons. Gene Ontology annotation, biological process: monoatomic cation transport; positive regulation of interleukin-1 production. The record is from RefSeq and is a predicted model, not a curated record. Bases 1113 to 3167 code for a protein of 684 amino acids. Gene Ontology annotation, molecular function: channel activity. Lineage: Eukaryota; Metazoa; Chordata; Lepidosauria; Squamata; Cordylidae.